Ooceraea biroi (clonal raider ant) is the source of this 2792-nucleotide messenger RNA. It is a transcript of the gene Plod, whose product is annotated as procollagen lysyl hydroxylase. Gene Ontology annotation, cellular component: endoplasmic reticulum. Gene Ontology annotation, biological process: peptidyl-lysine hydroxylation. Gene Ontology annotation, molecular function: iron ion binding; L-ascorbic acid binding; procollagen-lysine 5-dioxygenase activity. Lineage: Eukaryota; Metazoa; Arthropoda; Insecta; Hymenoptera; Formicidae. The record is from RefSeq and is a predicted model, not a curated record.
AUGACAAUGCGAGGUGUCUCGAACAAAUUGGUGCUAUCGAUUAUUUUACUGUUACACCAUGGAAAUGAUUUCGCAACGGGAAUCGAAGGAGUGUGCAAGUCGAGAUCAAACCACGAUGCAUACGUGCCAUCGAACGACCUGUGUCAGGAUAAUGUUAUCUCGGAUGACAAUUUACUCGUCAUCGAACGAUACAGACCGAAUAAGGAGUCCAGUCGCCUCUCGGAUUUUGACGUAACAGAUGUUUUGGUGUUUACUGUUGCCUCCAACGAAACGGACGGCUUCCGAAGGUACUUGCGGUCAGUCGAGAUCCAUGGAUUUCGCGAUAACUUGAACGUACUUGGGCUAGGCGAGACCUGGAGAGGCGGCAAUAUGUUAAGUUUAGGCGGUGGAUAUAAGGUCAAUCUUCUUAAAAAAGCGUUGGAAAAGCAUCGGAACGAUGAGAAAAAGAUCAUUUUAGUUACUGACAGUUACGACGUGAUAUUUCUCGGCGGUCUGUCCGCUAUCGUCGAGCGGUUCCUGGAUACCGGCGCGCGAGUUUUGUUCUCCGCGGAAAGGAAUUGCUGGCCAGACAAAUCUUUGGCGGACCACUAUCCGUCCGUAUCGAGGGGCAAACGGUACCUAAAUUCGGGCGGUUUCAUCGGAUAUGCGACCGACGUGUACGAGAUUCUGGACACUGCCGACGUCAAGGAUGAAGACGAUGACCAACUGUUCUACACCACUGUGUAUCUACGUAGUGAGCUUCGCAUGCGGCACAAGAUCAAGCUGGACCACAAAUCCGAGAUAUUCCAGAAUCUCUACGGUGCGGUAGCCGACGUGGAGCUCAGGUUUAAGGGAGAAGAGUCUUAUCUCCAAAACAUCGUCUACAACACGGUGCCGCUGGUACUUCACGGCAACGGGCUCAGCAAACUCGUCCUAAAUUCCUUGGGCAAUUAUCUAGCCCGCGCCUGGACGCCAGACGAAGGAUGUCUAGCCUGCUGGGACCAAACUAUCGAGCUCGACAGAAGCAAGCCGGAAACGUAUCCUGUUAUCCUGAUAGCCAUUUUCAUCGAACAGCCUACGCCGUUCCUGGAAGAGUUUUUCCGAGCUAUCCAUCGUCAAACUUAUCCAAAGUCGAGGCUACACUUAUUCGUUCACAACAAUGUUGCCUAUCACGAGAGCGUGGUGGAUCACUUUUUCGAGUCGGUCAGCAAGGAAUAUCUGAGCGCGAAGCAAGUAUUGCCGAAUGACGGGAUCAGCGAAGUCGAGGCGAGAAAGUUGGCAAUGGAACAUUGCUUGUUGAAGAAAUGCUCUGGGUACCUGUCGGUCGACGCGAUCGCGCACUUGGACAACGAACACACGCUGAAGCUACUGGUGGAGCAGCAGAGGGGUAUCGUUGCGCCUUUGCUGGUUCGACCGUACAAAGCGUGGAGUAACUUCUGGGGGGCCAUAACGGACGACGCAUUUUAUGCGAGGAGCUUUGACUACAUGGAGAUAAUAAAGAACGAACGCAGAGGACUAUGGAACGUACCGUUCGUCACCAACUGCUACCUGAUCAACGCGACAAUCAUAGGGAACAAGGCGACGCGGCCGUCCUACGAGGAUGGUGGCCUAGACACGGAGAUGGCGUUUGCACAAGGUAACCGGCGGAGCGGCCUGUUCAUGUACGUCAGCAACAGGCUCGAUUUCGGCCACCUCGUCAACCCCGAGACCUACAACAUCCAGCUUACCCAUCCGGACAUGUACCAAAUCAUGGACAACAAGUUGGACUGGGAGAAGCGGUACAUUCAUCCGAAUUACAGCGAGAGUUUUCAUCCUGACAAGAAGCCGAUACAGCCGUGUCCCGACGUCUAUUGGUUCCCCAUCGCGACUCUCAGGUUCACCAGAGAACUCAUAGGAAUCGUGGAGUCCUAUGGACAGUGGUCUGACGGAACUAAUCACGAUCCACGAUUGUCGGGUGGUUACGAGAACGUGCCGACCCGCGACAUUCAUAUGAAUCAAGUUCAAUACGAACCACAGUGGUUGUACUUCUUAAAAGAAUACGUUAGGCCGUUGCAGGAACUCGUCUUCACCGGCUACUUCCACGACCCACCGCGGUCGCUCAUGAAUUUCGUCGUGAGAUAUCGUCCAGACGAGCAACCGUCCUUAAAGCCUCAUCACGACUCCUCGACUUACACCAUCAACAUCGCCCUGAAUCAAGCGGAAGUGGAUUACGAGGGCGGUGGAUGCAGAUUUAUCCGGUACAACUGCUCGGUCACCGAUACGAAGCCCGGCUGGAUGCUGAUGCAUCCCGGGAGAUUGACGCACUAUCACGAGGGCCUGCGAGUAACUGCAGGAACGCGUUACAUCAUGAUCUCCUUCGUGGAUCCGUGAUAAAACUCGAGCGCAACCCGCGAGUCGUAAGACCUGCCGCACUGCCAGAAGCACGCUGUACCGAAAAACUGCAGAAGCCCCUAUCUAGAACGAAGAAUAUCAAAAGAGGAGAAAGACAGGAAGUAAAACACUGGAAGAAACUCCACCCUGAAUGUGUUCAUCGUCAUCACCAGGAAUCGUCACUGACUGGAGCGAAUAGUGCAUUUAAUAAAGGGGAGAGCUGCUUUUAAUCAAUGUACAAUAUUAUUAUAUUAUUUUUGUACUCCAAUGUAAAUGCGCAGUCCAAUCGUGUUUCACAGUUAACGAUUGCAAAUUUAUACGAGAUAACAAAAUUGUAAUAUAUAUGUAUGUCGUAUCGUUGCAAUAAUCGUAUCUGUUAAUGACUAAGCGACUUGCAACAUACAAUAUGAACGGUCCAAUAAUAAAAUUUAUUGCAAUGAGGA